Molecule: messenger RNA, 1278 nt
Organism: Colletes gigas
Lineage: Eukaryota; Metazoa; Arthropoda; Insecta; Hymenoptera; Colletidae
Exons: 5
Coding region: 1-1278 (425 amino acids)
Source: RefSeq, a predicted model, not a curated record
AUGAAGCAAGUCGAAAAUUAUAAACCUAAGUACGUGCAGCAGUCGGUCUCCGACAGUAGGAAUCCAUCCGAGGGGUAUUGGAGUCAUCAACAAAAGAAAAUUCAGCUUGUUCCGGGUUGCAGAAACAGCAGGAAUUCGGAUACAGUGGCGAGCUACUCCUGCUCGGCUACUUAUAAGCUACAGAAGGGUCAUGGGUGUUCCAAUCUACCACACUCCAAGUACACGUCGCCUCACGGACCCGACGCGUCGCACCAUUUGCAGGGUCACUCGAAAUUCGGCAGAGAGAAACACAUCGUCAACUUUUCGUCGACGAGGAAAAAUCGCUACGACGACGAACUGGGGAACAACGAGAAAUUUAAGUACUUCGACGAUUUGGGGAACUCCACCGAGGACAAUGGGGAGGAGGACGCGGAAGAGGAAGAGGAUGAUAGCGAGGAGGCAGAAUUCCGGACCAAGGAUUACGACGAGCAGGAGGUUGACGACGAAAUAGACGAAGAAUCCGACGCGACGCCGCGGAACCAUAGAGUCCAGAGGGGCAAGAAGGAGGCAUUGUCGAGGCAACAGCGAUGGAGGGCCGUCGAGCAGCAGCAAGAUCCGCGAAGGCUUUGUUGCCAGCAACGUGUGUUGGCUUUGGGCCAAGGUCAUUCGUCAUCAGCCAGGUGCUAUCGCAACGUCGCCGAACACGACGUUCCCGUGCCCUUAUCAGAAGAAGACUUCGUCCCAACUUCGCUGAAGAGUCCAAUGAGGCGACCAACCGCGGACUAUCAUCAAUGGACACCGUCGAGAGGCGAGUCCGAUCGAUACGAUGCCGCAGCAUUGCCAAUUCAGUCUCGACGAGCCCGCGCGAAACCAGAGAUGGACCACCUAAUAGAGUCUGAGCUGAGCAAACCGAGGAAAUGCAAUCGUUGCGGUAACCUGUCGAGCAAGAGGAUCGAAUCGCCCACGAGAACCAGCUGCAGAUACGAUGAUCGUGCGAGCUUUCCUACCAAGGGACCAAUCGGCGACGAGCCUGACAGCCACGAGCAAAUGUUCUGCGGCCGUUGCAGCUUGAGGUAUACCGCGAAAGACGUCCCACCACACGUCUGUUCGACGAAAUCGCGUAGAUCCCGAGAGAAGAAGUCAUCUACGAUCUACGAAGUUCCCGAACAAGGCCAUCUCGAGCAACCGUCCUCGUCGAAGUACCACAGAAAGCCUGUGGAUAUGUUCCCCGAGAAAGUGAAACGUUCCAUGCACGCGUCCCACGGUCUUUUGCGAGUACCACCUCGUUACGUGGAGUGA